UUUUCUAUGAGCUCUGAAAUUGUUUCUAUGCCUAAUAUAUAACAGGUUCUCAAUAUUUGUUGAAUAAGUGAUUCUAUAUUGCACUCAAGAUUCCAUAUUUAAUUAGUAAAAGUCUGAAAGAUAUUGCUCAAAAGCCUUUAUUCUAUCAAGUUAGCAAAAUUUCUGCAAACUAUUUCUUGGUAAACAUUUUCAAACUUAGCAGUUUUAAUCAAAUAUUUAAUGAAAUGAAAAACUUCAUUUUUGUGUAUCUGAUCACAUAAGCAGCAAGUCUCCCCAAUUCCUCAAGCACUUUAAAUAAUUUUGCCAGAUAUCACUGAUCAACUUUUAAUGACUCAGCCUAAGAAAUAAAAAAUCAAGUAUGAAACCAAAUUAUUGCACUUGGUACAUUAGAAAUCACAUAAAUUGAACUAUACUAAUUGCUGAUAUUGAACGGUUUUUGACCUCCAAAAAUGGCAAUUUUUAUAUGGCUCACACUAAAUAUGUUUAGCAUUAAAUAAUGUGUUUUAAGAAAUAUUACAAUAGGGCUUCUAAAGCCUCCCAGUUCUCUGUUUUACUCUUAUCAUCUCCUGUCUGUUAGGGGUGUGGCAGGUAUUUUUGGAGAAUUUCACAAUCUUAUAUCUCUCCUACAUAAAAUAGGCAACUUGUAGUUUAAAAAGAGUAUAAACUAGUAGUUUUGUUUUGGUAACUAUCCUAAGGGGCUAGUACGAAUAACCAAACCUUUUAUAGAGAGAAUACACUGUAAGUUCCUUAAUGUUCCUCAAUUGUUCAGGUCAGUGGUUCACAACCUUUAACGUUCAUGACAACCAACAGAGAACUUGUUUCUGGGCCCUAUCCCCAGAGAUUCUGAUUCAGUUUAGGUCGGGGUGGGGCCCACCAAUUUUACUUCCUAACAAAUUCACAAAUUAUGCUACUGCUGUGGGUACUAAAACCACUUUUAAGAACCACUGAUCUGGGUAUAGAAGAAACUAUUUAUAAGCAGGCUUUUUCUUCUUUUGGUCCUUAGAUAAAUAAAACUCAAGUUGAUGAGGUAUGAUUUUUACCUUAAAUCAAAACCAUUUUUGGUAAAGUACUACCUCAGCUCUAUUGUAAGGUAAAUGUAAAUUAGAUUUGCUUUGACUUAGCUGCUACAGACCACAAUUACAGGAUAACUAACUGAGGAAUUUAUUCACUUGUCCCUUCUUUUGAACCUCACUGUGCUCUGGCAUGCCAGGAGGUGCAACGGUCGUCCCAGCUUUGCACUUGGCGCUCCAGGCCUGGGUCAUUUCACUUGAGUUAUCAGAGGCAGCGCGUCCAGUUUGACAAACUCUGCCGGAGGCUCCUGAUAGAGAAGGGCGUGGGCGCCAAUCUAGGAGACAAAGCCUGACUCGUUGCGAAGAGCCAACCCAACCCCAUCCCCGAGUCUUAUUUCCAGGGACAUUUUCGGAGCCGAGGGCGCCUCUGCAAGAGCACUGCGGACAGGUUCCGACUCGCCGGAGAUCGCGCGACGAAUCUGCGCCUCGAACCCUCGCUUUCCAGCAGUCGCCGGAUUGCUGCCCCACAGGGAGCCAACCCGCCCGAGGACCAGCCCAGCCCGGGCUCUCUGGAUUCGUAGGCUGUGCAGGCGGCGAGCUCGCCCACGCAUCUCAGCCCACUCCCUCGUCCUCCUCCCGGCGAAGAUGUCCGCCAAGCCUGAAGUCGGCUUAGUGCGCGAGGCUUCUCGGCAGAUCGUGGCCGGUGGUUCUGCAGGUCUUGUAGAAAUUUGCCUGAUGCACCCCCUAGAUGUGGUGAAAACCAGGUUUCAGAUUCAGAGAUGUGCAACUGAUCCAAACAGUUAUAAAAGCUUGGUAGACAGCUUUCAAAUGAUUUUCCAAAUGGAAGGAUUGUUUGGUUUUUACAAGGGAAUUCUGCCACCUAUCUUGGCUGAAACCCCAAAAAGAGCAGUGAAGUUUUUCACCUUUGAGCAGUACAAGAAAUUGCUGGGAUAUGUGUCACUGUCACCAGCAUUGACAUUCGCCAUUGCUGGAUUGGGAUCUGGACUAACAGAAGCCGUUGUAGUUAACCCUUUUGAGGUAGUAAAAGUUGGCUUGCAAGCAAAUCGGAACACAUUUGCAGAGCAACCAUCCACUAUGGGUUAUGCAAGACAAAUCAUUAAGAAGGAAGGCUGGGGACUCCAGGGCCUCAACAAAGGAUUAACUGCAACUUUGGGACGACAUGGAGUUUUCAACAUGGUUUAUUUUGGCUUCUACUACAAUGUCAAAAACAUGAUUCCUGUCAAUAAGGAUCCAACCUUGGAGUUUUUGAGAAAAUUUGGGAUUGGUCUUCUCUCGGGGACAAUAGCCUCAGUCAUUAACAUCCCUUUUGAUGUUGCCAAAAGUAGGAUUCAAGGGCCUCAACCAGUUCCUGGAGAGAUCAAGUACAGAACCUGUUUUAAAACAAUGGCAACAGUCUAUCAGGAAGAAGGGAUUUUAGCUUUGUACAAAGGCCUGCUUCCCAAGAUUAUGAGACUUGGACCAGGUGGUGCAGUGAUGCUGCUGGUUUAUGAAUACACCUAUUCAUGGCUUCAGGAGAACUGGUGAUUGCCUAGGAAGUGUUUUUCCCCCUUGAGAUAAUGGAUAUUUGCUAUGCAGCACCAUGAAGAAGAGAGACUAUCGACCAGCCAGGUGUAUAAUUAUGAAAGAGAAAACUGUUCAAGAACAAAAUCUAUUUUAAUACUUUAAAAAUAUCUAUAGACAACUUGAGAUGAUAGUUUUGGCUGUAUAAAUAAAACUGUGAGAAGAAAAAAUAAUAUGGAACAAUGAGGUAUUUAAAGUGAAUAUAGGAAAAUAGCAUAGAAAUCAUGUAUUUUGUAAAAGAAAUAUAAACUUUGUCUCCUAUGUUCCUCUUCACUGCUUCACAAUGAAAAUUCAUUGUGUUGAUCAGUAUUUUUUUCUAAGAGGUCUAGAAAUGCUUAAACUAUUGAAAAUAACUCAAAUCAUUCAAAGACUGGGUUAAAAAAAGUUAAGCCAAAAUUUAAACAGUUUUUAUAAUGAAUUAAAUUAUUCCAUAAAUAAUAUUUAAAGAGCACAAGAAAAAUGCUUUAAAGUGCACUAAAAUGACCUUUUUAGAAUGUUUAAUUUUAUGAAUACUAUGUUAAAAUGUAAAUCUGUUGGUUUUCUGUAGUAUCUAUGCACAUAUCAGCUCUAUUUUCCUACAUCUACUUUAUAUCUCACAUUGCUGUAAGAUAAUAAACAGGUAUUUUAAAACAUUGUUUAGAACAGAAUGUUAAAACACUGUUGUUUAAGCAUGUAUUUUUAAAUCACGAUAUCCCAAAUCUCUUCUAACAAGUAGGAAACAUGCAAUAAAAUUUACUUUGCU
Cercocebus atys (sooty mangabey) is the source of this 3333-nucleotide messenger RNA. RefSeq names its product solute carrier family 25 (mitochondrial oxoadipate carrier), member 21 (gene SLC25A21). NCBI's taxonomy places the organism in Eukaryota, Metazoa, Chordata, Mammalia, Primates, Cercopithecidae. The record is from RefSeq and is a predicted model, not a curated record. The transcript has 10 exons. Bases 1656 to 2555 code for a protein of 299 amino acids. Gene Ontology annotation, biological process: transmembrane transport.